AUGUGCUCGACACUUUUAUGUGGAUAUUGCAGCGCGGAGGAGUUUAAUAUCCUGGAGGGAGCCCAAGUUCUGGCUGAUCAAAUGAAAAAGCUGUCCACGCAGGAGCUGAGAGUCUUCAGAAUGCAGCGGACAUUCAACAAUUUUGUGUACACGGAGAAGACUUCAAACGGGGAGACGGAGGUGCAGCAGUUGGCCAAAAAGAUCCGUGAGAAGUUCAACCGUUACCUGGACGUGGUGAACCGGAAUAAGCAGGUGGUGGAGGCCUCCUACACGGCCCACCUUACGUCUCCCCUCACCGCCAUCCAGGACUGCUGCUCCAUACCCGCCUCGAUGAUGGAGUUCGAUGGAAACUUCAACGCCAACGUGUCCAAGACCAUCUGCUGUGACAGGCUGUCUCCAAACGUCAACAGCCGAGCCUUCAACCCGGGACGAGACCUCAACUCAGUGUUGGCCGACAACUUGAAGUCCAACCCUGGGAUCAAAUGGCAGUAUUUCAGUUCAGAGGAGGGCAUCUUCACAGUGUUUCCUGCCCACAAGUUCCAAUGCAAGGGGACCUACGAGCACCGCAGCAGGCCUGUGUAUGUCUCCGCUGUCCGGCCUCAGUCCAAACACAUUGUGGUGAUGGUCGACCAUGGAGCUUCCGUCACUGACACCCAGCUUCAGAUCGCCAAAGACUCUGCCCUGGUUAUUCUGAACUCCAUCGACGAGCACGAUAAAAUAUCCAUUUUGUCAGUGGCAGACACAGUUCGGACCUGUUCUCUAGACCAGUGUUACAAAUCGCUGCUCUCUCCAGCCACUAGUGAGACCAAGAGGAAGAUGGCCACCUUCAUCUCCAAUAUAAAAGCAUCUGAUGGCUACACGCAGCACGCAGCAGGGUUCCAGAAGGCCUUUCAAGUGCUGCGCAACACAACCAGCCUCACCAAGCACCCCACGAUGUUUAACUCGGUGACGGCCACAGACAUGGUGAUCAUGUACCUGUCGUCCGGCAUCACGUCGCGGGAGUCGUCUGAGCAGGAAAAGAGAGCCACGCUCAGCGUGGUUCGAGAAGAGAACCGGCUGCUCAACAACUCCGUCAUGAUCCUCACCUAUGCACUCAUGAACGAGGGCGUGACUGGACUCAAGGAGCUGGCCUUCCUCAGAGACCUGGCCGAGCAGAACUCUGUGAAGUACGGCAUGGAGCGGACGUAUGACCGCGAGCGCUUUCUGGCCGUGUCGUCCUCUGGCUCGGUGAGCGGCUCCAUGAUGCCCGUGGUGAAGGGGAGCAUGAUGGUCCUGAAUCAGCUCAGUAACCUGGAGACCACCGUGGGACGCUUCUACAUCAACCUGCCCAACCGCAUGAUCGACCUGGCCCGCUUCAGCCUGCCCUACACGGACCCCAUGGGAGACGGGUUCAUUAUGACCGUGAGUCGGCCCUGUUACUUUGGAAACCUGCUCUUGGGCGUGGUCGGGGUGGACGUGAACCUGGCCUACAUUCUGGAGGAUGUGACGUACUAUCAGGACUCGCUGGCCUCCUACACCUUCCUCAUAGACAACAAAGGCUACACUUUGAUGCACCCGUCCCUGACCCGGCCGUACCUGAUGACGGAGGCUCCCCUGCACACAGACAUCAUUCACUACGAGAACAUUCCAGGAUUCCCCGCAGUUCGACAGAAUAUUCUCAGCCUUCCUUUGGGCAGUCAGAUCAUCUCCGUGCCGGUCAACUCCUCGCUGUCCUGGCACAUGAACAGACUGAGGGACAACACUAAAGAUGCCUAUAACGUCAGCUACGCCUGGAAACUGGUCCAGGAUACGUCGUUCAUCCUCUGCAUCGUCUUCGUGCAGCCGGAGAUCCCGGUGAAGCAGCUGAAGAACAUGAACACAGCUCCCAGCUCCAAACUGCUCUACCAUCGCCUGGACCUGCUCGGCCAGCCCAGCUCCUGCCUGCACUUCAAACAACUCGCCACUGUCGAGUCGCCCACCGUGAUGCUGUCCGCUGGCAGCUUCUCCUCUCCGUACGAGCACCUGAGCCAGCCCGAGACCAAGCGGAUGGUGGAGCACUACACCGCCUACCUGAGCGACAACACCAGGCUCAUCGCCAAUCCUGGCCUCAAGUCCUCGGUCCGGAACGAGGUGAUGGCGACCAGUCACGUCACGGAUGAGUGGAUGACACUAAUGGAAAUGAGUAACCUCAACUGCUACAUUGUGCGUCGUUACAUAGCAACGCCCAGUGGGGUGCUCCGGAUUUACCCGGGCUCUCUGAUGGACAAAGCCUUCGACCCGACGCGCCGACAAUGGUACCAGCAUGCUGUGGCAAACCCGGGCCUCAUCACUUUCACUGGGCCGUACCUGGAUGUGGGUGGAGCUGGUUACGUGGUCACUAUCAGCCACACUAUCCAUGCCUCUAGCAGUCAGAUGGCCCCUGGUUAUGCAGUUGCCGUGAUGGGAAUAGACUUCACCCUCCGCUACUUCUAUAAGGUGCUGCUGGACCUACUGCCUGUCUGCAACCAGGACAAGGGCAACAAAAUCAGGUGCUUUAUAAUGGAGGACAGGGGUUAUCUCGUGGCACAUCCAACUCUGAUUGAUCCCAAAGGCCACGCCCCCGCGGAACAGCAGCACAUCACGCACAAGGAGCCGCUGGUGGCAAACGAUAUUCUCAAUCAUCCAAACUUUGUCAAGAAAAAUCUGUGCAAUAGUUUCAGCGACCGCACAGUGCAGCGCUUCUACAAGUUCAACACCAGCAUAUUGGGGGACCUCACUAACUUGGUCCAUGGAAGCCACUGCUCUAGGUAUCGCCUCACCAGGAUCCCAGGAACCAACGCCUUCGCCGGGAUCGUCAACGAGACGUGCGACUCGCUGGCCUUCUGCGCCUGCAGCACCGUGGACCGCCUCUGCCUCAACUGCCACAGAAUGGAACAGAACGAGUGUGAAUGUCCGUGUGAGUGUCCCCUGGAGGUCAAUGAAUGUACGGGCAACCUGACCAACGCUGAGAACAGGAACCCGAGCUGCGAAGUGCUUCAGGAGCCGCUCAGUCUGAACGUGAUUGAACCCAGUUUGCACGACACGCUGCCUCAGUGCAUCAACACCCGCUGCAGCCAGCGCUUCACCAGCAGUGAUUGUUUCGGGGUUCUGGACUGUGAGUGGUGCAUGGUGGACAGCGACGGGAAGACCCACUUGGACAAGCCCUACUGUGCCCUGCAGAAGGAGUGCUUUGGGGGAAUCGUAGGAGCCAAGAGCCCCUAUGUGGACAACCUGGGACUAUUGGAAGAAGACGUGGCCUCUCUGAACAUGAUCAAGAGCGCCCCCGUGGGCCCGGUGGCGGGAGGUAUUAUGGGAUGCAUCAUGGUGCUGGUGCUGGCAGUGUACGCCUACAGACACCAGAUCCACAGACGCUCGCACCAGCACAUGUCGCCGUUAGCAGCUCAGGAAAUGUCGGUGAGAAUGUCCAACCUUGAGAACGAGCGAGAUGAGAGGGAUGAAGACAGUCACGAGGACAGAGGAAUUAUCAGUAACACCAGAUUUAUUGCCGCCGUCAUCGAGAGGCACACGCACACCCCCGAGCGGCGGCGGAGGUACUGGGGCCGGUCGGGCACAGAGAGUGACCACGGCUACAGCACCAUGAGCCCGCAGGAGGACAGCGAGAACCCGCCGGGCAACAACGACCCGCUCUCCGCCGGCGUGGACGUGGGUAACCAUGACGACGACAUGGACCUGGACACGCCCCCGCAGACCGCCGCGCUCCUCAGCCACAAGUUUAGCCACCCGUACAGGCACGCGCACUCCAGCCACCACCAGCACCAGCCCCUGCACACGCACCACCUCCAGGCCGCCGUCACCGUGCACAGCGUGGACGCCGAGUGCUGA
Molecule: messenger RNA, 3840 nt
Organism: Knipowitschia caucasica
Lineage: Eukaryota; Metazoa; Chordata; Actinopteri; Gobiiformes; Gobiidae
Source: the annotation of a GenBank genome assembly